Messenger RNA from Oryza brachyantha (malo sina), 1718 nucleotides. Its product is annotated as post-GPI attachment to proteins factor 3-like. The record is from RefSeq and is a predicted model, not a curated record. Gene Ontology annotation, biological process: GPI anchor biosynthetic process. The transcript is spliced from 5 exons. NCBI's taxonomy places the organism in Eukaryota, Viridiplantae, Streptophyta, Magnoliopsida, Poales, Poaceae. Gene Ontology annotation, molecular function: hydrolase activity, acting on ester bonds. Gene Ontology annotation, cellular component: endoplasmic reticulum membrane. Bases 323 to 1372 code for a protein of 349 amino acids.
CUCGCGCCGCACAAAAACAAACCGAGACACACAAACAGGAGGAGCACACAUCCCCACCCCCCGAAAAAAGAAAAAGAAAUACUACUAUCAAGAAAUCCCACGCCGCGUUGGCCUCCUCGCGAUCCCCCUCCAGGCCUGUCGAUUUGCUCCCCGGUGGCCACGACGACCUGCGCGCGAUUCGUCCUCCUCCCCUCUCCCCUGUUCACCUCCGGAUUCCGUGGUGGUGGUGGUGGAUCUCCGCUUCGAGCUCCCCUCCCCCGCCCGCCACUGGCGGCCGUGUAGGCCUUACUCGGAGUUUUGCGGGCGGCGUGGGUGGUGGGCGAUGGGGAUUGGCCGAGCGCGCUGGGUGGCGCUGCUUGUCGGCCUUGCGGCGGCGGCGGCGGCGGCCGUGGUGACCGUGGGCGCGUCCGAGGGCGACGCCGAUCCGCUCUACAGAUCCUGUGUUGAUGAAUGCAAAAAGACGGGUUUUCUCCGAGAUGCCUCCGUGAGGCACUGUCAGGUCCCGACUGAUGACCAUCCUGCUGACAAAUCGUGGUACGCACAUGAACCAUUGUACUUGCAGUGGAAAGAAUGGAACUGCAAGAGUGAAUGCAGAUACCACUGUAUGAUGGAGAGGGAAAGUGAAAGGGAACAACUUGGAUUGGGAGCAAUUAAGUAUCAUGGCAAAUGGCCUAUGAAGCGUGCAUCUGUGUUUCAGGAGCCUGUUUCUGCUGCCCUCUCUGCACUCUCUCUUCUUGUACAAUUUAACGGGUGGCUUUCCUUUUUCCUCCAGCUUUCUUACAAGCUCCCUCUUAGGCCCGAAACUCAAAUGACGUACUAUGAAUACACUGGUCUGUGGCAUAUUUAUGGCCUCCUGUCCAUGAAUGCAUGGUUUUGGCGUGCUAUCUAUCAUAGUUGCGAUACAUCUUGGACUGAAAAGUUGUAUUAUUCAUCAUUUGCUGCUUUUAUUGGGUACUCCCUUAUCCUGGCGAUAUUGCGAACUCUAAAUCUGAAGGAUGAAGCUUCAAGAGUGAUGGUUGCAGCUCCAAUUUUGGCAUUCACAACAACUCAUAUUUUGUAUCUCAAUUUCUAUGAACUUGAUAAAGAUCUAAACACGAAGGUUUGCACUGCUGCUAGCCUUGUUCAGUUCCUUCUAUGGGCAAUAUGGGCUGUGAUGACGAAGCAUCCUUCAUGUUUUAAGAUCUUGAUUGUCAUUAUUGGAAGUUUAUCCUCAAUAGUCCUCGAAACCUAUGACAUUCCUCCACGCUGGGGAUACGUAGACGGUCGUGCAUUGUGUGUAGCUGUGUCUAUUCCCCUCACAUAUCUCUGGUGGACAUUUGCAAAGGAGGACGCUGAGAUGCGCACUACAGCAAUCAUCAAGAAAACAAGGUAGUGCUCUGCACAAGUGGAUUGCACAAGUAUUUGUGCCUUUGUGAAAUCUUAUGCUGCAGAUUUAAUCUUCCCUUGUAAAAAUUUGAUCGUUCAUGCUCUUUCUAGGCAGCUUGUGAAUUAUGUUUUUUUCCAUCCCUUUUUGCCUCAGCUCAGAGGUUUAGGGUUAAUGCUUAGGGUGUGACUAGUCACUUUAUAUUCAUUUUCCUGUAAUUCGACAGUGUAACACGGUAUGCUUGUAGCUGUGGUAAUGUAACAGAGGAACGUAGAUCCCGAGCUUUCUGAAUGUAUCAUUGCGAUUUGUGACAUAAUAAUAUUGGUUCAUGAAAGCAUGUGAUGGUUGUGCUGUC